UUCCUUCCCACCCAUUUGGGCCAGAGCCGCCCCUCCCCCAUAGGUGGUUCCCUCAUAAUUAUUAGCCACUUUGAGGGACUUAAAGGGUGCUUGCUUUGAAAAACGCGUUGCUUCAGUUCGUGAUACCCCGUGCCUCAGGCCACUGGCCCGCGGGGGCUGUGUGGGUGGGGGCCUCCAGGGCGUCAGCAGCUGGGCGCCGCAGGGGCCGCGAAGGGGUUAAGCCGGCGGGGGGGGGGUGAGGGGGAGGGGGCGCGGGCCGCGCCUGCGCUCUGCCGCCCUCCAUUGUCUCCACGGCGGCGAGGAGCGCCGGCGAGCGCAGCCCGGGACCCAGCAGGGCGGCGCGGCUGGCGGGGUCGGUGUCGGCUGGUGCGAGAGCGCGACGCGACGCGACCGCGGUUUCCCGAGCUCGGCCUGGCCGCCGAGCGCUGCAGCUCGCCCGAGGCCUGAAGGGUCCGGGCCGCCGUCCAUGGUCGCGGCGUCCUGAGGUGGGGGACGCGCCCGGCGCCCCCAGCCCUCCUCCGCUUCCUCCUGUCGGGCGGGCGGCCUCCUUCGGCGCCUCCUCGCGCUCGCUUGCCGCCUCCCUCCUUCCUUCCCUGCGGCUCCCCCGGCUUUCGGGAGCCCGGGGGCGGCCUGUGGCGCGCCGAGCUCGCGCCGGACUGCGCCUCUUUGGACCUUGAAGGGAAACAUGCGUUUGGCUUGGAUCGUUUUAAAUUCUUAGUUUGGGAUCCCCGCCCGCCUUCCUCUUCCGCCCCGCGGAUUUUCUUUUCUUUUUUUCCCCCUUUUUCCUCUCCCGGUCUCCUUUUUGACUCCCUCCCCCUUUAUGCUCGCCCAGCCCUCCACUCGCUGCUGAGAAGUGGGGGAGGGUCUCGGCCUCCAGGUUCCCGCCCCACCGGGGCCCGGGCGAGUAUGGGGGGCAAGCAGAGCACGGCGGCCCGUUCCCGGGGCCCCUUCCCGGGGGUCUCCACCGAUGACAGCGCCGUGCCCCCGCCGGGAGGGGCGCCCCACUUUGGGCACUACCGGGCGGGCGGUGGAGCCAUGGGGCUGCGCAGCCGCUCGGUCAGCUCCGUGGCGGGCAUGGGCAUGGACCCCAGCACGGCCGGAGGGGUACCCUUUGGCCUCUACACCCCCGCCUCCCGGGGGACCGGCGACUCGGAGAGGGCGCCGGGCGGCGGAGGGUCCGCGUCUGAAUCCACCUAUGCCCAUGGCAAUGGUUACCAGGAGACGGGCGGCGGUCACCAUAGAGACGGGAUGCUGUACCUGGGCUCCCGAGCCUCGCUGGCGGAUGCUCUACCUCUGCACAUCGCACCCAGGUGGUUCAGCUCGCACAGUGGUUUCAAGUGCCCCAUUUGCUCCAAGUCUGUGGCUUCUGAUGAAAUGGAAAUGCACUUUAUAAUGUGUCUGAGCAAACCUCGCCUCUCCUACAAUGAUGACGUGCUGACUAAAGACGCGGGGGAGUGUGUGAUCUGCCUGGAGGAGCUGCUUCAGGGGGACACGAUAGCCAGGCUGCCCUGCCUGUGCAUUUAUCACAAAAGCUGCAUAGACUCGUGGUUUGAAGUGAACAGAUCUUGUCCAGAACACCCUGCGGACUGACCCUGCUGGGCUCGCUUGCUGAUUCCUCUGAAAGGGACAGCCAGCUCUGUUCCUGAGAGGAGGCUUCGGACACUGGGGCAGAGCUGAGUUGGGGACACCAGUGGGAACAGGGCACCCCUACUGCACUGACUUCUGGAGAAUGGUUCUCCCUUUCUCCCUGAGGACACCAAAUUGGAUGAGCCGCGAGUUUGAGAGAAGAAAGAAUCAACCGCCACCCUUCCCCUCACUCCUCAUCCCAGGAGGGAAAGGGCAUUUUCUUUUCACCUUUGAAAGGCGUUGUGGGUCUGUCUCUAAAGUGUUUACCAAAAAAAAACAAAAAAACAAAACAAAACAAAAAAAUUAUAAAAAAAAAGUCUAGUGUCGACUGGUGUUUUCCCUCGUGAUGUUUACAGAUUGCUGUCUGCUGCCCAGCUAGAACAGAAACGCACAGAGAGAGCCAGGUUCUCACCACUCCUGUCCUGACGUUACGGGAGCCCUAGCACAGCGCCCUGUGCCCAGCGCCCCGUCGGCCCUCUCCGUCACCAACCUCUCUGCCUUGGUUUUCUUUGUCCAUUUUUCUGGCUUGGUUUUGCACUUUUCUCCCUGUGGGACCCUGAGAUCUUGACUUCAUUGCCAAAACAACAACCCAUGGAAGACCUUCUCCCCCUCCAUUCCCGUUUCUUUUCCCUCCCUCCCUCCUGGUUCUGGUCAGUUCAGAGGAUUUAACAAUCACAAGUGUCCUGCAAAAAUCCUGAACAUUUUUCUUAGACCCUUGUGGAUUCCCCCACCCUCCUGAAAACUUAAACAGACAAACAAAAGACUUAUUAAAGGAAUAUGUACAGCUACCCCUGUUUUCAGGCACUCUGAGAACAUUUUAGCCAUUGAUGGUCACACGUGGCAUCAGCCCAUGCAAGAUAGGUUUCUUCUGUAUUUAUAUAUUAAAAUACAAAAAAACAACAACCUUAUAAAAUGUUUAAAAAAAUGUUCAAAGCUGGGGGAAAAGCUUUCUUCAUUAGUCAAGAUGUUUUGAUAUGGUAUUAAAACAAUGUCUAAUAAAA
Molecule: messenger RNA, 2627 nt
Organism: Rhinolophus ferrumequinum (greater horseshoe bat)
Lineage: Eukaryota; Metazoa; Chordata; Mammalia; Chiroptera; Rhinolophidae
Gene: ZNRF1
Product: zinc and ring finger 1
Exons: 5
Coding region: 907-1590 (227 amino acids)
Source: RefSeq, a predicted model, not a curated record